AUCAUUAUCAACCAACAGGCCCUCCGGAUAUGAAUGAGGGCUCAUAAUGUGGUAGCCAGGACUUAUAAUCCCAGCAGGCCACCUUUUGCUUUUGGUGCAGGAAUCAGAUGUCUUGAUCCUUUUGGCUGACCACUGCUGUUCUCUUGGCAGGUUGUUUAGAAAGUCUUCCAAGCAAUGUACAGUGCAGAUAUGACUACAGGGACGUAUUAGAUAGCCAGUAUAACUGCAGACUGAGACAAUACCCAGGUUAACCCACCCUUACAAAUUUGAUAAACCACACUAAGUUAUUAAUAUCACUGAUAACAAGAUGGCUACAAAAAAAGCAUAAGCUGUCUUCCAUCAUUAUAGAUGCAAAGACUGUUACCUGUUCAUUGAUCACUGCGACAAGAUAAACCAAACUGCAACAUUAUGCAAUUGCCAAGUAAAGGUAUUCACAUCACACCUUUAAGUCUGAAGCAGUAGCAUCGGCUUAAAUCACAUAAAAACCGCAUUAACCGAAAGAUUGCUGCCUUGCCCGUAGUCAAAUGCCUCAUCAUUUCACCGCAGUAAAUGUAAGCAAAAGGCAGCGUGUGUUCAAAGGCGUCGAUACUGAUUUGUGUUUACACGGAGGAUACUGCCCUUCGGCGAGCGCAGACUGGAGGUCACAGCGUUUUCAGAGCCUCCUACUAGUUCACUGACUAGUGACAUCUACCAACAGCAGGAUGUGUAUGUUUGUGACGCUGGCAGAAGUGGUGGAGGCCCGGGAUUCACCUCUGGAUGAGGAUGAGGUCUGGUGUCUGCUGCUUGCUACCACUGAGGCCUUACUGGACAUCUCCAAAAAAGAUGGCUGUGUACUCACUGGUGCAUUGAUUUUCAUCUACUUCAAAACCAGCCGAGUAUGUGUGAGACCAUGGUGGUGAAGAGGACUGGCCUGCUUAUGGUGCUGGAGACCUGUGAGCUUCACCACAAGGUCACGAUUCUGCCUCCUGUGGAACGUCGCAUCAGACAGCUAGCUGAAGAUGUCUACAGAAACUCAUCAAAGAAAGGGAAAUCUCCAACCACCCAGAGAGAGCUACUGUAAGUGUGGUGAUGCCAAACAGUCAGCGCAUCCUAGUCAAGUGUGAGGUGAAAUCCAGAGGGGGAGACUUCUUUGACAUGAUUGUAGCUCACUCCAACCUGGUGGAACAUUUCUACUUUGGCCUUGCUUAUAUUGAUGGUGUGUCAGCAGUUGCCUGAAUGUGGUGUGUUGUUCCACUGUGAUGCGUGAGAAAAAGCAAGAGAUUAUCCUCGGGGUUUGUGCCAAAGGAGUCAUUGUCUAUGAGGUUAAAGAUGGCUACAGAUUCACAAUUCAGAACUGCCACCGUCUCCUCUAAUACGCAUACAUUUGUAGUAGAGAUGAGGGGCAGCAAGAAGUACACCAUCACAGAAGGGUCAAAGAUAGCCACAUACUUGUGUAACCUGUGUUCAGCCCAACACAAGUUCAACAGUGAGAUGGACUCUCGCCAGCUCAGCCACGGGCUGAUCCCAGGUGACAUUAUGCAGUAUGCAGCAGUGUGUCACGCUCAAAGAGGCCAGCUCAAGUCUUUCUCGUGUUCGGAGACACUGCUUGAUGACAGCAUUGAUGAUUCCUUAAUUAAGCUGUAUGACAAUGUCGCAGCCAGGAUCGAAACCCGCAUUAAACAGCAUCUCAACGAGCAGUGGUACACACAUCUGUCAGUUUUCAUGAGCGUAACUCCAUUUAAUCGUGGUAAUGUGCUUUCCAUUAUAUUGCAAGUGUGGUUGUCGGAUCUCUCUCUGAACCACAUCAGCCUGGAGGGCGUCACAUUCAGUGAGGCAGCAGAGCUCACGCAGAGCAGCCCCAAGGAGGUGCAGCUCAUUAACUCACAGCCCAAAGUGCCCCUCAGUCCCAGCACUGUGCACUCUCCCAUGCUGAGGAAUUACAAAUCCCAGACCUUGGUGACAGACAGCCAAGCUAGAGAUGAUGGCCUGGCUGAAAUCAUCUCAGUCAUGAUGACACUAAAGACCAAUAACAGGCUGCACGUCCCCCAGGAAGUACAAGUUCUCGGUACAUGGGACAGCUGCUCUCUGCUUCCCUCUUUGAACUGCAUAAGACCAGAGGAGAUCACUAUGGAGCUCCGGAAGAUAGCGGGAAAUCUGGGCAUUGGCAUCUCUGAGUCUAUGAAAUGUUUUAACAGCAAUAACACUGAUGGCAAGAUCUGACAAGAUUAGAGAAGAAGAAAGACGGGUUGCUUGACAUCACCUCCCUCACACUAUCAAUGCACUAAGCUGUGCUGCAACCAGUGGUAGAAGUAUUCAGAUCAAAAUUUGCAAUACCACACUUUAAAAAUACUCCAAGUCAGACUGAAUACUAAUAAAGCCAUUUGCCACUUUAAAUGACUGUAUAUAUUCUGAUCUGGUUUAAUCUAUCAUAUGUAAAAUCUAAACGGUAGUGACUGUCAAGUAAAUGAUGUGAAGAAAAUGUAAAGUAAAAGUGGAAAAACUCAACUAUAGUAUCUGAAUUGUACUUGAGCUCAGUAUUUGUAAUGUA
This is a messenger RNA of Monopterus albus (swamp eel), 2527 nucleotides long. RefSeq names its product FERM and PDZ domain containing 2 (gene frmpd2). NCBI's taxonomy places the organism in Eukaryota, Metazoa, Chordata, Actinopteri, Synbranchiformes, Synbranchidae. The record is from RefSeq and is a predicted model, not a curated record.